AUGUGUUCGUCUCCUCAUUUGUCUCAUGCAUGUGCGAUUGCACAUUUCAGUACUAUCACAAGCAUGAAAACUCCACAAGCGUCAAUGAUAACAAACAAACAACAUGAUCCACCACCACCACAACAACCACAACAACAACACGACGACGACGAUUCUCCUCGAAGAGAUACCAACAAUAGCCUCCUUCUCCAUUCAGCAGUAGUUCUGAACAAUCAACGAAAGAGUCUUCCAUCUCCACCGAGAGGAACAACAACAACAGACAUGUCCUUUUGUUCCUCUUCUUCAACCCAUUCAUGUGGAAGGGUGGUUGAUCUUGAACCACAAAAAGAACCCUCUUGUUUCUCCACUACCACCACACAUGUCGAUGCACACUCCACAAAAUCAACUACAAACAUUCAUCAAGAAAAGUUGUUGGAGAAUACACAAAUCCAACAACAAAAAGAAACCUCAUCACCACCUUCGCCACUUCUUCUGCUGUUGUCAACAACCAACAACACACAAAUGCAAAGAUCAGGACAACAACAGGAUCGACCAAACCCAUCGACAACAACACCACCUCUACCAACCUUUCGAGUGGAAUCUUCUUCUUGUGUGAGUAAUAAUAACAUAUCAUUUCACACAACUUCAAAGACUUCUUUAUUUGAUCAUCAACAAUUAGAGCAUGUUCCAUUACCACUCCUACAUCAGCAACUGUCUCCACCAAAGACCACAACAAAAGAUCCAUCCAAGAUCCAAAGAUGCAAAAGUGCCGGUAAUCUCGGUGCUGAAAUCAAACAAAGUCCUUCCUCACGACCUCUUUCUUCACCUCUUUCACCAUCACCUCAACAACAUGCAAACACCACUAAUACCGCUCUUGUCAUCGACAAGAACUAUUUGGACCAAUAUGGCUCAAGAAAAGAUCCACCACCAUCCAAUUUGUCAUCAUCACCGUCUCACCACGAACCAGAAGGUCUCACAACUCGUUUCCGGACCGUUCCCAAAAACCACAAAAACAACCUUCCUCCAAAAACAUCCUCUACCACCACUACAGGCAGUCACACGAGUCGCCUCUCUCCUCCACAUUCUUCUUCAGUAAUUGAUUGGUCUUCCAUGCAUGAAGAAAAAGCAAACACGAUCUUUCAUGCUGCAUUUAGUAAGCAGCAAGAGAGAACACGCACCACAUCGUCCAUCAUUCCCUCCUUACAUCAAGAUUCUGCAUUUCAAAAUAAUCCAUCUUUGUCACCCUCUCAUCAUCAUCAGCAGCCUGCCAAUGCACAUGUAUCGACGACAACAUUAACAUCAAUGAAUCCUUCAAAUGUUGUUGUUAUUGAUUCAUCAAGCAUGAUCCAUGCAUCCAAUGAUGAUGAUAGUGGUAGUAGUAGUAGUAGUAGUAAUAGAAACAUGAUCAAGAGUUCCUCGCCAUGCAUGUACUACUACUACUCAUCACCACAACCACCGACAUCCUUCUCCUCUUUAAGCAUGAUAUCAUCACAACAUGAGAAGGUUGUGAACAUGCCCACUCCCUCAUCAUCCUCAUCCACAACAUCAUCUCCUUCAAUGAUCAACCUUCCGUCCACAACAUCUCCUUCAAUAACAACAACAACAACACCACCACCACCAAUCACAACAACAUCAGCAUCCACAACAACAACAUCAUUGAGCACUAGAAGGAAACAACCACUACUCGCAAGUUCAUCUACACAUUCACAUUCCUCAAUCAUUGGAGGAAAUCCCUCUCCCUACGAAACACAUGUUUUAUUUAUGAGUAAUGAACAUGCAUCAUCAUCAUCUCUUCACAAACGAAAAACACUCAUUUCUAAAAGUGAAUUAUUAAGAGUAUUGCAUUUACCUCAAACUCAAGCAAGUACUGUAUUGAAAUGCAGUUUAUCGACAUUGAAACGACGGUUUUACGAAUUGAAAGAUGAAUUGGGGAUGGAAAAAUGGCCUCAAUUUUAUGAUGAAAUUCGACAUUUACCAAUUUUUCCAUUGGUUUAUCCCAUGUCUUUUCAGUUUAUUUUCAAUCCACCAAAAAUUUCAUCGAAAAGAAAGAAACGAAACGUCUCAAAGAAUGUUGGAAAUGCAUCGAUCUUUUUUGUAGAUGGAGGAGGAAAUGAGGAAAUUACCAAAGAAUGGUCACAACAAGUCAUUUCAGAUGAGGAAGUGAGAAAUCAUUUUUUUAAGGUCUGCAUGGAAAUGGCAGCUUCGAGUCAUGUGACUUCUGUUGCUUCUUCAUCGACAAGCCCAAAUGGUUGA
This is a messenger RNA of Naegleria fowleri, 2232 nucleotides long. RefSeq lists its product as uncharacterized. Lineage: Eukaryota; Heterolobosea; Eutetramitea; Acrasida; Naegleriidae. The coding region runs from base 1 to 2232 and encodes 743 amino acids. The record is from RefSeq and is a predicted model, not a curated record. The transcript has a single exon.